AAGUUCUUCCCCUGUUUCCCACAGGCGGGCUAUUCGUGGCUCUGCGCCGGGAGUGUGGAAAGACCCUGGAGCAAGAUGGCGGAGCAGCAGCGGUUAAGGGAGCGGCUUGAGCGGCAGGCAUUGGGAGCGUUGCUCGGGGGCUACUCUAAGCUACUGGACAAAUCUGACCUGCAGGCAGCCCUCACAGAGAGACUUCAGAGUGAAAAAUGUGACCUGCAGCCUAUCAGCCCAGCCUUGGAUGGGACGCAGAAUGAAGUGCUGCUGCAAAAAGGCACCCAGACCUGGAUCCGGCAACAGGAUGAGUUGACAGAGCUUCACAGAAAUCGUGGAGAUCUUGCACAAAGCAUGAUCGAACUCAACUGCAGACUACAGCAAAAGGACCGGGAGAUCCUGACCAAUGAAGCCAAAAUAGUGGAGUACCACAAGCGAAUUAAGAAGCUGGAGGUUGAAUGUCGGGAGCUGCAGACUAACCUGCAAGACUUGGAGCGAGCCAAUCAUACACUGAAGAACGAAUACAACACUCUCCACGUCACCUUCAGCAACCUUGAGGAGCGGCUGCAGAAAAUGGCCGAUGAGAACCGUGAACUAAUCACAAGGUGGAUGAGUGAGAAAACACAGGACUCGAGCAGGCUAAAUAUAGAGAAUGAAAAGGGCUCCAGAUCAUUUAUCCUCCUCGGAGGAAUUGGAACAUUGCCUGUGAUGCCCACGAAUCACAAACGCACGGAUCUGCCGCUUGCUGAGAAGGUGAAGGUUGUCGCGGCCUUACAGGGCCCGAAAGCCUCCUAUGCCUCGGUGGCCAAAAUGUUCAGCAUCUCAAAGAGCCAGGUGGGGCGCAUUAGCCAGAACAGGGAGAGGAUUCUGGAGGAAUGGCGGCAGAAUGCCAACCCCAACCGCAAGAGGAAGAGGAAGGGGAAGGACAUUGAGGUUGAGGACGCUCUUCUGUUAUGGUUCCAGCAGGCUGUGGGUGAAGGAGUCCGUGUCUCAGGCCCCAUGCUGAAGAUGAAAGCCAAGGGGUUCGCAGAGGACCUGGGCCACGACGACUUUGAGCCGACUGAUGGGUGGCUUUCGCGAUGGAAAGCCCGGAACAAUAUUGUUUUUAAGAAGGAUUCCAGUGAGCGGCAUGAUUAUGAUGGUCCUGUGGCAGAUGGCCGGACUCCGGAAAAGGCUGAAGUCGGAGCCAGAGUGACUGAUAUUGGCCAUAAUGUGACCUUGCUCGACGCAAUCCAAAUUCUGUAUCGGGCCUAUGGGAACAUGGAGCAGACUGCCUGUGCUGAUCCCUCUCACGGAGCCCAGUUGAUAAAAGAUGCGACCUGCUCAGGUCCAAGGCUCCCUGGGGAUGAUACAGGCUCAGCCAAUUCCCGUCCCCCCUUGCUCCCAACAAAACAGGAGGAGCCGCCCAGCAUGCAGCUCAAGUCUGAGGACAGUAGCGUCAUGGCCAAGAGGCCCCGCCUGGAGGUUUCACCACAGGAGCACAUGGCUGUUGGAGCAUUGCCAAGCACAGCCUCUGCCAUCACCAAUAACGAGGCACUCGAGUGUGUGAGCAAGCUGGGAAACUGGCUUCAGCUUCAAGGACCGUCGGGAAUUUACGAGCCAAUGCUGUGCAUGCUACGGGACGUUCAGACUGCAGUGGCAACUUCCCUGAGGUAGACAUUGGGGUUUGUCGGAGAUGAAAAGAAAGUUACAAAAAAUUGGAAUGUUGGAAACGCACCUGUAAAAAAGAAUAAUUUGUUGGGAUGUUUUGUUGGAACUGGAAAAAGGGAAGACCAGGACAGAAAGCUCUUACAAAGGUUUUUUGGUUUUCAGUUCUGAUGGGCGGCUGUGGCUUCAGCUAUCAAGGCCCCAAGCUCUGGAAUUUUCUCCCUAAACCUUUCUCUCUGUCUGUGUCUCUCUUCUUCAUUAAGAUGUUUCUUAAGAUCUACCUCUUUGAUUAAGCUUUUAGCCACUCAUCUUAAUACCUCUUUAUGUGGUUUGGUAUCAAUAUACUCCUGUGAAGCGUGUUGGGAACUUUUACUAUUGCUUUAUAAGUGCAGGUUGUUGUAGAUGGAUCCUAACUGUAACAUUAGCACCUGAAAAAGAAUUGACUAACCUAUUGUGCAUCUCUGGUGCUUUCUAUUUUGAUUUCUGACUUGAACUGAUUUCUCAAUCGUUUUUAUACACUUAUCUGGGGUACGUUAUAUACUGAACAGUGUGAGGAAAUGAAAGUAUGUUGUAUGAUAUAGGUAAAAAAAACUCCCCUAAUUUAUUUAGAGAAGCCUUUUUUAUAUUUACAAUAAUAAAGGGGUAGCUGAGUCCAAUGCUGGCUACAUUUUAGCAUUUAGUACAAUUGAUUCACUAUUUAACUAGGUUUAAUGUUUGUAAGGGUAUCAAACAGAUGUUAAUUUCAGUACUGAAGACUGCAUCAUGUGUGUUAACUGCCAGACUAUAUGUUGGACUGAAAAGCAUUCCACACUACAGCUUAAAUGGAACAGGCCACCCUUACUAGAAUGAACAUUGGCAGUAUUAUACCGCAGGUGGUCAUGGAAUGGUCUCAGCUGGUGUGAGGCACUGUGGUGUAACUGAAUGUUUGCUGCUGUUCCCACUUCAUACAAUAAAAUAGUACAGUGUCUUAA
Carcharodon carcharias (great white shark) is the source of this 2609-nucleotide messenger RNA. RefSeq lists its product as uncharacterized. Gene Ontology annotation, biological process: negative stranded viral RNA replication; autophagosome assembly. Gene Ontology annotation, molecular function: DNA binding. Gene Ontology annotation, cellular component: autophagosome membrane. The record is from RefSeq and is a predicted model, not a curated record. The transcript has 6 exons. Bases 76 to 1647 code for a protein of 523 amino acids. NCBI's taxonomy places the organism in Eukaryota, Metazoa, Chordata, Chondrichthyes, Lamniformes, Lamnidae.